AUGGCCGCGAAGAAGCCGUGGAUCGUGCAGAAGUAUGGCGGGACGAGCGUCGGAAAGUUUCUGUCAACGAUCGUCGAUACGAUCUCUCCGUCGUAUAUCGAGACGAACCAAAUUGUGAUUGUGUGCUCCGCGCGGUCCGGAAAGACCAAGGCGCUCGGCACGACGAACCUCUUGCUGCAGGCCAGCGCGGAGGCCAUGCGCUCUGCGUCGCCGUCUGCGACGCCGACGCCGAUGUCGAGCUCGUUCUCGGGAAGCGUUGGGGUGCAGGACUCGUCGCUCUGUUCGCAGCUCUCGCGCCUGGACGUGCAGGCCGCGAAUCCGUUUCACGCAACCGUCGACCAGAUCCUCGAGGACCACCUCGCCUCGGCACGCGGCGCGGUGCACACCCCAGAGAUCCUCGCACAGCUUGAGCAGGACAUCAGGGACGAGUGCGAUCGGUUACGCGAGAUUCUGCAGGCGGCGCGCAUCCUGCACGAAGUCUCGCCGCGCUCGCGCGACAUUAUCAUGGGCAUCGGCGAGCGGCUCUCGUGCCGCAUCGUGGCCGCUGCGCUGAACGACAAGGGAAUGAAGGCAGACCUCGUGACGCUUGAUACAAUCGUCGACGAGCUCGACGAUGAAUCGGCUGUGCGCGCGCCAUCGUCCUUGGAAAGCGCCGGCUACCUUGACCAGUCGUUCUACGACAAACUCUCGGCGGCGCUUGCGGAGCGCAUCGAGGCUUGCGAGGGCAUCCCAGUCGUCACGGGCUACUUUGGCAACGUCCCGGGCUCGCUCCUCUCGCAGGUCGGCCGUGGGUACACGGAUCUGUGUGCGGCGCUGUGCGCCGUCGGCCUGCACGCCGACGAGCUCCAGAUCUGGAAGGAGGUCGACGGUGUGUUUACCGCAGACCCGCGCAAGGUGCCCACUGCGCGGCUCGUCCCGGCAAUCACGCCAGAGGAGGCCGCCGAGCUGACGUACUACGGCAGCGAGGUCAUCCACCCGUUUACCAUGGAGCAGGCCAUCAAGAAGUCGGUGCCGAUCCGCAUCAAGAACGUCGAGAAUCCGACGGGGUGCGGCACGGUCAUCUUCCCGGACCACGAAAACGCAGACGUCGAGGAGGACGUGCGCCACGAUCCGUUUGUCGACGGCCACGUCGAGCAGCCGCCCCCGCCCAUGUCGCGCAGCGGCACACCAGGCACCGCCACGCCGUUGCUCCCGGGCAUGCUGCGCCCGUCUGCGCCGCCGAUCACGCAAAAGCGCCGCCUGCCUACUGCGGUCACGAUCAAGGACAAUAUCAUCGUGCUGAACGUCCACAGCAACCGCAAGACCAUUUCGCACGGCUUCUUUGCUCGCAUCUUUGGCACGCUCGACCGCUACGGCGUGGUGGUCGACCUUAUCUCGACAUCGGAAGUGCACGUAUCGAUGGCCAUGACGGCCGAAGUCAAGCCGCGCACGCUCGAGCGCCUCAGCGCGGAGCUCGAGCACGUCGGCACAGUGAGCGUCCUCCGCAGCAUGGUCAUCCUGAGCCUCGUCGGCAAGGAGAUGCGGCACAUGAUCGGCGUGGCAGGGCGCAUGUUUAGCACGCUCGCCGAGGGCAACAUCAACAUCGAGAUGAUUUCGCAGGGCGCGAACGAGAUCAACAUCUCGUGCGUGAUCCACGAGCGCGCGGCACUCAAGGCACUGAAUCUGAUUCACUAUUCGAUCCUCGAACUCUCACCGAAGCCGAACAAUAUGGAGGGCGGCUCGUUUGGGCGCUCCUUUUUCUAG
Molecule: messenger RNA, 1743 nt
Organism: Malassezia japonica
Lineage: Eukaryota; Fungi; Basidiomycota; Malasseziomycetes; Malasseziales; Malasseziaceae
Gene: HOM3
Product: aspartate kinase
Exons: 1
Coding region: 1-1743 (580 amino acids)
Biological process (GO): L-homoserine biosynthetic process
Cellular component (GO): cytosol
Molecular function (GO): aspartate kinase activity
Source: RefSeq, a predicted model, not a curated record